Malania oleifera is the source of this 2818-nucleotide messenger RNA. Its product is annotated as microtubule-associated protein RP/EB family member 1B-like. Gene Ontology annotation, molecular function: microtubule plus-end binding. Bases 202 to 1062 code for a protein of 286 amino acids. Gene Ontology annotation, cellular component: spindle midzone; cytoplasmic microtubule; microtubule plus-end. Gene Ontology annotation, biological process: protein localization to microtubule plus-end; thigmotropism; regulation of microtubule polymerization or depolymerization. Lineage: Eukaryota; Viridiplantae; Streptophyta; Magnoliopsida; Santalales; Ximeniaceae. The record is from RefSeq and is a predicted model, not a curated record. The transcript is spliced from 7 exons.
CUCUCGCUCUCUCUUUGUCUCUGCGCUAACCGCUCUUUAUAGCACAGCCACACCUUUUAAGCUUUCGGUUUCUCUUUCGAGAUCGAGCUUGUUAAGGACGGGCGGGCUGUACCCUUUUCGUCUUCUUCCUUUUUCCCUUCCGGGCUUCCCCCAAAUCGAUUCGGGAUCCCCGCAAUCGAAGCGAUCCUUGGGCAAGAAGAAAUGGCGGCCAGCAUCGGGAUGAUGGACGCGGCGUACUUCGUGGGGAGGAGUGAGAUUUUGGCUUGGGUUAACUCCACCCUUCAGCUCAAUCUCUCCAAAAUCGAGGAGGCUGCAUCUGGUGCUGUUCAGUGUCAGAUGAUGGAUGUGACCCAUCCAGGAGUGGUUCCAAUGCACAAGGUGAAUUUUGACGCAAAAUCAGAAUAUGACAUGAUACAAAAUUACAAAAUUCUGCAGGACGUGUUUAAUAAGUUGAAGAUUGAUAAGCAUAUUGAAGUCAACAAACUUGUUAAAGGGCGACCUUUGGACAAUUUGGAGUUUUUACAAUGGCUCAAACGUUAUUGUGAUUCUAUAAAUGGUGGCAUUAUGAAUGAGAAUUAUGAUCCACUGGAGCGAAGAUGUAAAGGUGGAAAAGAAAAGAAUCCAAAGGGUGCUCUUAGGUCUUCAAAAUCCUUGCAAGCUAACAGCUUGUCUCAUUCUGUUUCUGGCUAUGGGACAGGCAUUAAUAAAAUUACUGGAAUUAAACAAGGACAAAAAUAUGACUUCUUGAGUGGCACUGAUUCUUCUGGGGAAAUUCAAGCAUUGUCCAAGGAGAUCAUGGAUCUCAAGCUUUCUGUGGACCAUUUGGAGAAAGAGAGAGAUUUCUACUUCGCAAAAUUACGUGAUAUUGAAAUCCUUUGUCAAACACCUGAGUUGGAAACUCUUCCUGUAAGAACCUCAGCUAUGGAAAUUUCAUUGUGUCUAAUGACUCUAAUUCUACCAUCAAUUCAUAUAACAAGUUUAUACCAUUAUUAUUAUUAUUAUUAUUAUUAUUAUUUUUUGUCCAUCCCAUUAAAACAUAUGAAUCGUUUGUACCUGUGCUAAUAAGUGCCAAAGUAGUUGGCGAAUUGUGGCAGAUCUUGUUUGCAUGUUAGGUUAUUUUGUCUUGGUGCAGGGAGGGAGCUAUUAAUAGGUCUUCAUAUUGAUGAAUACAAUUUGGUAUAUAAUCUCGAUCUUUCUUUCUUCUUGUUAAGAUGUUUAAUAUUAUCAUUGUUAUGAUACUUAUGAAGAUUUGAACCUGAAAACACACUUCAGAAUUUUGGAGACAGAAAAUUAAGAAGCUUGAGUGUUUGGAUAUUCUUGGUACAACAUGGAAGCAUUUUACUUAUUUAAAAAAGCCAAUUCAAUUGCAUAUAAUUUUUUUUUUUUUUUUGGGGGUGGGGUUGGGUUUGGUGUUUCCAAUAUUGUUGAUAUUGGUCAGAGUCCCUGCAGUGACGGCAAUGACAGCAAGAGUGGCCAUGGUGUGGUGUUGGUAGGUGAUACUAGUAAUGAGGUGGUGGUGGUUCUCAUAAUUGUGCAAAAAUAUACCUCUCAAGUCUUUUAAGUAGAAUGCAGUUUCUGGUAGUGACUUAAUGGAGAGAGCAUGGGUCUUAUUGUGUAGUUGUAGUUGUAGUUUUAUUUUUUUGGUGUAUGUGUCUUUGCCCUUCUAUUUUCUGUAUGUUAUGGUUGCCUUGUACAUUACUGAAAAAUGAUUUCUAUUGUCUUAUUUCCUUGCAGUUAGCUGCGGCAGUGAAGAAAAUAUUAUAUGCUGUGGAUGUGAAAGUAUCAGCUCUUGGAGAAGCUCAAGAAAUUAUAAGUGAAUCCAUAAGAACCGCAGAUUAGAAGUCCAUUGCUGUCGAAUGAAUUGAGAGCACUGGCUCUUUAAUGAGACAUCAUUAACUAACACUGCAAACUUGGCUCCUUCAAAUAUCUUCUUUAUCUAGGAUGGGCACUUGCCAUUUGAAUUUAGAGCCAGUGACAGAAUGUCAUAAAAUUCAUUCUUCAAAAACGAUUAGUUGCCAGGAUUUGCCUUUUCUUUGAAAUUUAGUUUCUGUUCUUCCCUUCGUCAUAACUAACUUGUGGCUGCGGAAUGACAAGUUUAUGAUCCCUUUCUCCUCCUCCCUCUCUCUAUAGGGGCGAGGAGGUGACAUUGUUGAGUUGGCUUUGCCGGUUCUGGACUCUGGGAACCCCUUGUUCCAGAUCCUGGGUGACGUGGAAAUAAAGCAUGUUUCAAUAUCUAUGCCAUUUUUUGAGGCCCCAAUUCAUGAUAAUCACUAGUUUCUUGUUGAAGUUAAGGUGGAAUCUAUCAUUUCUUAUACAAGCAAACUUUUAUGACUAUGCCUUUGGGUGCUUUGGAAUUGAUGGAACUAGCCCUGAGGAGGAUGCUCGACAACUCCAAGUCAUCUUUCCCUUAAAAAACCAUGCCUUUUAACAGCCCCCGAGGUACAGAAUUUUCUGUUUUAGUGGCAUAGUCAGUUAAUUACCGAGCUUUCUUUUGUAUUUUCUGCCAUCUCUAUGAAUUGGUGAUAGGAACAAGUACCUUCUUCAAGAUAUCACUUGCCUUGUGCUGUCUGGGCUAACUAUGGGCAGGUGCUGUUCUCCUUGUGAUCCUUUCUCCACAGAUGGUUUGGCACGGUGGCGUUAGGCACCAGUGGAACAAUGAUGCUAUUCAGUAUUGGAAAUUGAAAUGCCAGUGAUUGUUGCUAUGAACUUUCUUUUGAUGUCUUUUAUUUAGUUUAGAAUGUUGUAAUGAGGUGUGUUUGGACUCUGGCCUAGUUGGCCCUCUCGUAAGUUAUUAAUUAUAUGCUGAAACAACUUCAAA